Messenger RNA from Fibroporia radiculosa, 747 nucleotides. RefSeq lists its product as uncharacterized. The record is from RefSeq and is a predicted model, not a curated record. Bases 1 to 747 code for a protein of 248 amino acids. Lineage: Eukaryota; Fungi; Basidiomycota; Agaricomycetes; Polyporales; Fibroporiaceae. Gene Ontology annotation, biological process: translation. Gene Ontology annotation, molecular function: structural constituent of ribosome; RNA binding. The transcript has 5 exons. Gene Ontology annotation, cellular component: ribosome; cytosolic large ribosomal subunit.
AUGCCCUUCAACGCCCAUGAAAUGCUGCAGGACGUCGCUAUGCCUCACUUUGGAACGAAUGUCACUGCAAUUUCGCCCGAAAUCGGACGGCGGAAUGCUGGAUUGACUGUCCAAGGGCUGGAUACUUCGCCAUGGGUUUUGCGCACAACAACGAACCAUUUCCGCAAGGACUGGCAGAGCCGUGUCCGCACUUGGUUCGACCAACCCGGCCGCAAGCUCCGCCGCCGCCAAGCCCGCAAGACCAAGGCAGCAGCCCUCGGCGUUCGCCCUCUCACACUACUUCGUCCCGCUGUCCGUGCCCAGACUGUUCGUUACAACAGGAAAGUCCGCCUAGGCCGUGGAUUCACCCUGGGCGAACUCAAAGAGGCCGGCAUUGGAAGGAAGGAGGCUCGGGGAAUUGGUAUCGUUGUUGACCACCGGAGGAGAAAUUUGAGUGAGGAGGGUAAGGCGCUGAAUGUUGAGCGUCUGAAAGGGUACAAGGCACGGUUGAUCGUGUUCCCCCGUAAUGCCAAGAAGCCCAAGAAGGGCGACUCUACGGGUGAGGAGCUCAGCGCACCUACGACCCGCGCCAAUCUUCCUCUUCCCGAUCCUUACGUCCCUGAGGCUCCUCGAAAGAUUACGGAGGAGGAACGCGAGUUCCAAGCGUACCGUACGCUCCGCAACGAGCGCGCGUCGGCCCGAAACGAGGGCAAGCGCAAAGUCCGGGAGGCAAAGAAAGCGGAGGAGGAAGCCAACAAGAAGAAGUAA